CAGGCUGCGCCAAAAUUCAUGUUUUUUCUGAUGGUAACCAUGAAUCUGACUGCUCCUCUGCUGCUGCUGCUUCUCACCGCUUGUAUGGCCAGUGGUGCGCUGCUGCCCAAGGCCUUAUGGCAGUUUGGGAAGGUGAUCCAAUGCCCUCAGCCUGGCGUUAACCCUCUGAAGUACAACGAUUACGGCUGCUGGUGUGGCUUCGGGGGGAUGGGAAGCCCUCUGGAUGAAGUGGACAUGUGCUGUAGAGUUCAUGAUAAAUGCUAUAGGGCGGCCAGAAAGGCUCCUGGAUGCACGGCUAUUGUUGACCUUCCCUAUGUUCUUGUGUACGAUUUCACCUGUUCAAAUCAGCAGGUGACCUGCUCAGCUACCAAUGAUAAGUGCCAGGCUGCCGUGUGUGAGUGCGAUCGGGUGGCGGCUCACUGCUUUGCUCAAACCAAAUACAACCCUGACAACAAGAACGUGGAUCCCAAAGUCCAAUGUGUCGACUGAGUUGUAUAACUCAUGCAAAAAAAACACACAAGAGAACAUCUGAUUUUUGACAUCUUUCUUGUCAACUUUUAAUUUCUUUCUAAUUUUUACACAAACCCAGAUGUAAAAGGAGCUUGAUUCUGUACAAUGGCAUCAGUUUGAAAUAAAACAUGCAAGUGAGAUUCUCACCGUGAGGCUUUUAAGUUGAA
Molecule: messenger RNA, 677 nt
Organism: Epinephelus lanceolatus (giant grouper)
Lineage: Eukaryota; Metazoa; Chordata; Actinopteri; Perciformes; Serranidae
Product: phospholipase A2-like
Biological process (GO): arachidonate secretion; phospholipid metabolic process; lipid catabolic process
Molecular function (GO): calcium ion binding; phospholipid binding
Source: RefSeq, a predicted model, not a curated record